This is a messenger RNA of Lodderomyces orthopsilosis Co 90-125, 3861 nucleotides long. RefSeq names its product myosin 5 (gene MYO5). Gene Ontology annotation, cellular component: cytoplasm; actin cortical patch; vesicle. NCBI's taxonomy places the organism in Eukaryota, Fungi, Ascomycota, Pichiomycetes, Serinales, Debaryomycetaceae. The coding region runs from base 1 to 3861 and encodes 1286 amino acids. Gene Ontology annotation, molecular function: ATP binding; actin filament binding; microfilament motor activity. The transcript has a single exon. The record is from RefSeq and is a predicted model, not a curated record. Gene Ontology annotation, biological process: endocytosis; actin filament organization; vesicle transport along actin filament.
AUGGCGAUAGUAAAGAGGGGUGGCCGUUCAAAGGCUAAACAACAACAAGCUCCAGCCAAGGUAAAUGGGCUGAGUGCAGGAGGUAUCAAGAAAGCAGAAUUUGACGUCACCAAAAAGAAAGAGGUUGGGGUGUCCGAUUUGACGCUUUUGUCAAAGAUCACCGACGAGGCAAUCAAUGAUAAUUUACACAAGAGGUUUAUGAAUGACACGAUAUAUACUUAUAUUGGCCAUGUGUUGAUUUCAGUCAAUCCAUUUCGUGAUCUCGGAAUCUACACGAUGGAGACAUUGAAUAAGUACAAGGGUAGAAAUAGGUUAGAGGUUCCGCCACAUGUUUUUGCCAUUGCUGAAUCUAUGUACUAUCAUUUGAAAUCAUAUGGAGAGAAUCAAUGUGUAAUAAUCUCAGGAGAAUCAGGAGCAGGUAAGACAGAGGCAGCAAAGCAGAUUAUGCAAUAUAUUGCCAAUGUAUCAGUUGAUAGUGGAAAUGCCGAGAUUACCAAAAUUAAAGAUAUGGUCUUAGCUACAAAUCCACUUUUGGAGUCAUUUGGAUGUGCUAAAACUUUGAGAAAUAACAAUUCAAGUAGGCAUGGUAAAUACCUUGAGAUUAAAUUCAGUGAGGGAAGCUAUCAGCCAGUGGCUGCUCAUAUCACAAACUAUCUUUUGGAGAAGCAAAGAGUCGUUUCUCAAAUAACCAAUGAAAGGAAUUUCCAUAUUUUCUAUCAGUUCACCAAACAUUGUCCUCCACAAUACCAACAGCAAUUUGGAAUACAAGGACCUGAAACCUAUGUUUAUACUUCGGCUGCAAAAUGUAUUUCUGUAGAUGGUAUUGACGAUGGAAAGGAUUUCAAAGACACUUUGAAUGCAAUGAAUGUCAUUGGUUUAAGUCAAGAAGAGCAAGAUAAUAUAUUCAGAAUGUUGGCUCUGAUAUUAUGGAUCGGUAACAUUUCUUUUGUGGAGGAUGAAAGUGGUAACGCGGCAAUUCGUGAUGACAGUGUGACCAAUUUUGUUGCUUAUCUCUUGGAUGUUAACCCAGAGAUAUUAAAAAAAGCCAUUAUUGAGAGAACAAUUGAAACCUCGCAUGGUAUGAAGAGAGGUUCCACAUAUCACGUGCCAUUGAACAUUGUACAAGCUACUGCUGUGCGUGAUGCAUUGGCGAAAGGUAUCUACAACAAUUUAUUUGAUUGGAUCGUCGAAAGAGUGAAUUUAUCAUUAGGUGGAAAGGAAAAUCAGUCAAACAAAUCUAUUGGAAUUCUCGACAUCUACGGCUUUGAAAUUUUUGAGCAUAAUUCAUUUGAACAAGUUUGUAUCAACUAUGUGAAUGAAAAAUUGCAGCAGAUUUUCAUCCAAUUGACAUUAAAGGCUGAACAAGAUGAAUAUGUUCAAGAACAAAUCAAAUGGACUCCUAUUGAUUACUUCAACAACAAGGUUGUUUGUGAUUUGAUCGAAGCUACCCGACCACAGCCAGGGUUAUUUGCAGCUUUGAACGAUUCAAUCAAAACUGCUCAUGCGGAUUCAGAUGCAGCCGAUCAAGUGUUUGCACAAAGAUUGAGUAUGGUUGGUGCAAACAAUCGUCAUUUUGAAGAUAGACGUGGUAAGUUCAUCAUUAAACAUUAUGCAGGUGAUGUGACGUAUGACGUUGCUGGGAUGACUGAUAAAAAUAAAGAUGGAAUUUUGCGUGAUCUCUUGGAAUUGUUGGGAACCUCUCUGAAUCCGUUUGUCAAUCAAACAUUGUUCCCUCCAGAGUUAUUAAAUGCCUUAAUUGAUACCAAAAAAAGACCCCCAACUGCUUCCGAUAAGAUUAAGACUAGUGCAAAUGCCUUAGUAGAUACGUUAUCACAGUGUACUCCUUCAUACAUUAGAACCAUUAAACCAAAUCAAACCAAGAAACCACGUGAUUACGACAAUCAACAGGUUUUGCAUCAAAUCAAAUACUUGGGUCUAAAGGAGAAUGUUCGUAUUAGAAGAGCUGGGUUUGCGUACCGUUCAACUUUCCAAAGAUUUGUUCAAAGAUUUUAUUUAUUGUCACCUGCCACAGGUUAUGCUGGUGAUUAUAUUUGGCAAGGAGAUGAUCUUACUGCAGUGAAGGAGAUUUUACGCUCUUGUCAUAUUCCUCAAAGUGAGUACCAAUUAGGUACAACAAAGGUUUUUAUAAAGACGCCAGAAACGUUAUUUGCUUUAGAGGAUAUGAGAGAUAAGUAUUGGCAUAACAUGGCUGCUCGUAUUCAAAGAGCCUGGAGAAGAUAUGUUAAGCGUAAGGAAGAUGCAGCUAAGGUUAUUCAGAAUGCUUGGAGAAUGAAAACACAUGGAAAUCAAUACGAGCAAUUACGAGACUAUGGAAAUACUUUAUUACAAGGAAGGAAGGAGAGAAGAAGAUUGUCGAUGCUUGGAUCUCGUGCUUUUAUGGGAGACUAUUUGGGAUGUAACGAUAAAAGUGGGUAUGGAAGAUUUGUUAUCAAUCAAGCAGGAAUUAAGGAUCAUGUGGUAUUUUCUGGAAAGGGCGAAAUUUUGUUGUCAAAAUUUGGAAGGUCAUCAAAGAGGUUGCCUCGUAUUUUUAUAUUAAGCAAGACAAGUUUGUAUGUUGUGGCAGAGGCGUUGGUGGAGAAGAGAUUACAAUUGCAAAAGGAAUUUGUUAUUCCUAUCAACUCCAUCAAGAGUGUUGGAUUGUCAACUAACCAAGACAAUUGGGUUGCUGUAUGUUUACAUACUCCAACAGCUAUGGUUCCUGAUAUCUUCAUCAAUUUGGAUCUUAAAACUGAAUUCAUCACGCAUUUGAAGAAAUUAAACCCAGGGUUGUCAAUCGUUAUUGGUCCAACUAUACAGUAUCAAAAGAAACCAGGUAAAUAUCACACAGUCAAGUCAGUGGCUGGUUCUGGACCACAAAUACCUCCAAGGAGUGACCUUUACAAAUCCGGAACAAUUACCGUUAAUCAAGGACUUCCAGCAAGCAGUAAGAAUCCUAAACGACCAAGGGGUGCCUCCGGAAAAGUUGAUUACAGUCAGUACUAUAACAGAGGUUCCCGAACUGGUACUUCAAGUUACCAAUCUAGACCAGCAGGUACUCAACCAGUGAAACCAUCUUAUUCUCAACCAGCACCGACACAACAUCAGUAUCAAAAUUCUGCUCCAACGCAACCUAAACCUCGUCCUGUGCAUGCGACAUCUCCUACUGCAACUCAUACGAGGAACCAAUCACAUGAUGGCCCUUCUUUGCAAGUUGCAGCUGCACAGGCUGCUCUAGGUCAAGGACAAUACAACAACAACAGAACACAGCCUGCCCAACCUACGUCUCCUAGGAGAUCGCCUGCACCAUCUCGUCCUGCAAAGAAAGUUGCUCCUCCACCACCAACAAAGAAAGCAACGUCACCGCCACCCAAAAAGAAUGUUGCUCCUCCUCCUCCUCCCCCACCACCUGCAUUAUCAAAACCUAAAUUCCCUACUUACAAAGCAAUGUUUGACUAUGAUGGUUCUGUACCAGGGUCGGUUGCAUUGACCAAGGAUACUAUAUAUUACGUCACCCAAGUUAACGGAAAAUGGGGAUUGGUCAAGACCAUGGAUGAAACACAAGAAGGUUGGUCACCAAUAGACUACUUACAGGAAUGCUCUUCCAAUGCAAAUAAUGUUUAUUCAAACUCAAACACAUCCGCUCCUUCAAAUCCCGUCAGCACUGCCAGCUCCAAUACAAACACCACUCAAGCUACAACUGCGCUGAGUGGAAGCUUGGGCAAUGGAUUAGCUGAUGCUUUGAAGGCUAAAAAGACCGAAGAAACUAGUUUAGCAGGCUCGCUUGCAGAUGCAUUGAGAAAGAGACAAGGCGCAACAAGAGACGACAGUGAUGUAGAGGAAGAAGAAGAUGAUGAUUGGUAA